CGUCUCGCUGUGAGUGCGACGGAGCGCUGCCAGCCGUCAGCCAGCGCGGCUGUUCCGUCUCUGCCCUUGCUGGAUGCAGUCCUGGGCCAGCUGCUGUGGGCGCCUGUGCUUGAGUGCUGAUACCUGUCAAGAAAUUCCAGGCUUUCAGCAACUGGUUGGAACACCUCCGCAGAACUGUUCUCUUGGGAAGGGUUUUGCUUCUAGAUAAGGACAACCUAAAAAGCACGGACUCAGCAUUCCACCAGCUUUGAGGAGGAGGUAGUGGGUGUGCAUGCUGGGAGGAAUGAUCCCCCGUGCAGCCAGUGCUGCAAUAAAGCAAUGCCAGCUUUCUAACCUGCCAUUCAGUUAGGUGAGUUUUAUUCCUGGAUUUCAUAGAAUCAUAGAAUGAACUGGGUUGAGAAGGGCCACAAUCAUCAUCUAGUUUCAACCCCUCUGCUACGUGCAGAGUCUGAGUGGCACUGGGACCAGAUGGCCUCCAGAGGUCCCUCCACUAUCAACAGUUUGGUGACUCUGUGCCUGGCAGUGUGGAGAAACCCAGGUGCCUGUUCUCGCCACGCGAUGUCCUGCUACGACCUGUGCCUGCCCGCCUCCUGCAGCCCCAGGCCACUGGCCACCAGCUGCAAUGAGCCCUGCUACCGGCGCUGCUGGGACUCCACCACCGUCAUCCAGCCCCCCACCGUGGUGGUGACCUUGCCUGGGCCCAUCCUCAGCUCCUACCCGCAGAGCACCACGGUGGGGUCCACAGCGUCGGCAGCAGUUGGCAGCUACCUCCGGUGCUGUGGGGUGCCAGUGGCCUCCGGUGGCACACGGGGGCUGGGGAAAGGGGCCUUGCUGUGCCUCAGGGGUGGGCUGUAAGGUGUCCCCGUCGGCCAACGCGUCCCACUGAGGCGAGCAAGGAAGGAAAAACGAAGCACGGGAACAAGACUGGGGAAGAGGACUAAGGAAGUUCCCACGUGUUUCCAAGCCAUUGGGGGCACCUGCAACUCUCCCAGCAGGAAGGGAUCCUCGGGUACUUUUCGUUCAAGAUCGCGCCUCUGUAGACCUUUCUCUAGCUAUGCCUUACUGUAUGCUUCCAUGUAAGUGUGACACCCUGUGGUGUUACUCAGCAUUUACUAUUAGCUUAUAGCUGGCUGCAGACAGAAGAUGGUGCCAAGAGCUGCAGAGGCAGCAGGGGCAGAGGAACACCUCGUAGGGGUCGUUUUGUCCUUAAAUAGUGUUUGUCCAUUCCUAUAGUGAGCAUUAGAAAUGCACUUCUCAUACUUUCAACUGGUUUAUUCUAUUUCUUUUUCUCAUUAAAGACAUGCUACAUCAUA
Tympanuchus pallidicinctus (lesser prairie-chicken) is the source of this 1313-nucleotide messenger RNA. RefSeq names its product feather beta keratin-like. NCBI's taxonomy places the organism in Eukaryota, Metazoa, Chordata, Aves, Galliformes, Phasianidae. The transcript has 3 exons. Gene Ontology annotation, cellular component: intermediate filament. The record is from RefSeq and is a predicted model, not a curated record. Gene Ontology annotation, molecular function: structural constituent of cytoskeleton. Bases 385 to 855 code for a protein of 156 amino acids.